Messenger RNA from Colius striatus (speckled mousebird), 4255 nucleotides. It is a transcript of the gene SNX18, whose product is annotated as sorting nexin 18. Gene Ontology annotation, biological process: protein transport; plasma membrane tubulation; cleavage furrow formation. Bases 238 to 2058 code for a protein of 606 amino acids. The record is from RefSeq and is a predicted model, not a curated record. Gene Ontology annotation, cellular component: plasma membrane; cytoplasmic vesicle. The transcript has 2 exons. Gene Ontology annotation, molecular function: phosphatidylinositol binding; protein binding. NCBI's taxonomy places the organism in Eukaryota, Metazoa, Chordata, Aves, Coliiformes, Coliidae.
CUGCCGCGCCCGCCGGGGUGAAGCCGGGACUCGGAGCGGCCGCGUCGCGGCGAAGCAGAGAGGAGCGGAGUGGGGCCCGGGGCAUCGGCCGCCAAAGCAUCCUCGCCAGCGGGACGCGGAGGGAGGCAGAAAGCAGCGCGGCGCUUUCCUGCCGCAGCCCCACCGGCUCGGCGCAGUGAGAGGCGGUGGCACCGCGGCGGCGGGGAAGACCCCUCCGGGGCAGGGGGCGGCGGGGUCAUGGCGCUGCGAGCGCGGGCGCUCUACGACUUCAGGUCGGAGAACCCGGGGGAAAUCUCGCUGCGGGAGCACGAGGUGCUGAGCCUAUGCAGCGAGCAGGACAUCGAGGGCUGGCUGGAGGGCGUCAACAGCCGCGGCGACCGCGGCCUCUUCCCGGCCUCCUAUGUGCAGGUGAUCCGCGCCCCCGCCGCCGAGCCGCUACCGCCUGCCCGGUACGCCAACGUUCCGGCCGGCGGCUUCGAGCCGCUGCCGCCCCCCACUGCCUUCAAGCCGGCGGCACAACAGCCCCCGCCGGCGGCGGCGCCCGAGCCCUUCCCGCUGCCCUCCGCGGCAGCCGGGUACCCCUUCCCGCCGGCACCCUACGGCGGCGGCUACCAGCCUAGCCAAGGCAGCGAUGACGACUGGGACGACGACUGGGACGACAGCUCCACCGUGGCCGACGAGCCGGGCGCCCUGAGCAGUUCCUACCCUGACUACGAGACAGCGGGUGGCGGGGCCUCCAGCCGCUACCGCCUGUCCACCCUCUCCGAGCUGUCCCUGGGCUCACGCGGCGGGGGCCACUCCACCAGCCACCCGCACCCACCCGGAGGCAGUGGCCCCAAGAGCUCGGCCACUGUGAGCCGCAACCUCAACCGCUUCUCCACCUUCGUCAAGUCUGGUGGGGAGGCCUUUGUGCUGGGAGAGGCGUCGGGCUUCGUCAAGGAUGGGGAUAAGCUGUGCGUGGUGCUGGGCCCUCGGGGCCCUGAGUGGCAAGAGAACCCCUACCCUUUCCAGUGCUCCAUCGAGGACCCCACCAAGCAGACCAAGUUCAAGGGCAUGAAGAGCUACAUUGCCUACAAGCUGGUGCCCAGCCACACUGGCCAGCAGGUGCACCGCCGCUACAAACACUUUGACUGGCUCUAUGGGCGCCUGGCUGAGAAGUUCCCUGUCAUUUCUGUGCCUCACUUGCCAGAGAAGCAGGCCACCGGCCGCUUUGAGGAGGACUUCAUCUCCAAACGUCGCAAAGGCCUGGCCUGGUGGAUGGACCACAUGUGCAGCCACCCUGUGCUGGCUCAGUGCGAUGCCUUCCAGCACUUCCUCACCUGUCCCAGCACGGAUGAGAAGGCCUGGAAACAAGGCAAGCGCAAAGCUGAGAAGGAUGAGAUGGUGGGGGCCAACUUUUUCCUGACUAUCAGCGUCCCCACGGGCCCAGGGGCCAGCCUGGACUUGCAGGAGGUGGAAAGCCAGGUGGAUGGCUUCAAAGCCUUCACAAAGAAGAUGGAUGAGAGUGCCCUGCAGCUAAAUCACACAGCCAAUGAGUUUGCCCGCAAACAGGUCACUGGUUUCAAGAAGGAAUAUCAGAAGGUGGGGCACUCCUUUAAGUGCCUCAGUCAAGCAUUUGAGCUGGACCAGCAGGCCUUUUCGGCAAGCCUCAACCAAGCCAUAGCCUUCACUGCAGAAGCCUACGAAGCCAUCGGGGACCUCUUUGCAGAUCAGCCCCGGCAGGACCUAGAUCCUGUGAUGGAUUUGUUAGCACUAUAUCAGGGGCAUUUGGCCAACUUUCCAGACAUUAUCCACGUCCAGAAAGGAGCCCUUACCAAAGUAAAGGAGAGUAAGCGACAUGUGGAAGAGGGGAAGAUGGAGCUCCAAAAAGCUGAAGGCAUUCAAGAACGCUGUAACAUUAUUUCUUUCGCGACCCUAGCAGAAAUUAAUCAUUUCCACAAAAUUCGUGUGAGGGACUUUAAAUCACAGAUGCAGCAUUUCUUGCAACAGCAAAUACUCUUUUUUCAAAAAGUGACGCAAAAGCUAGAAGAGGCUCUUCACAAGUAUGACAGCGUUUAAUCUCUCAGCUUUGAUUUGUGGACUUCCCUCAGCAUGAACAUGACCUGGGGGGCAGAGCAAAUGCUACUGCUGAAGAAUUGUUGCCAGUGGUAGAAGGGUGGUACAAGGAGGAUUUUGUGUUCACCUGGAACCUUGGUGUAAUCUCCGAUUAUGUAGAAGGGAAACAGUUAUAGGGCUAUGUAGUAGAAACAGUACCACACGUUGUGACUAAGUUAUACUGUGUAUGCCUACCACUACCAUUGUAACUUUUUUGAAAUAAUGAGUAUACUAUUUGCCUUAUUGCUUUUUGAAAGACGGUAUUUUAGUGCAUACUUCGUAGACCUCAAAACCCUUUGGGUCUUUAAGGAAGCUGGCUAGAUAAAAGCCUGCUUCAGAUGCCUUUUUACUUUCCUAGAUUUGGAUUUCCUAAAUUCAAACAGUUCUCUGUUUACAGACUCCUACUAGAGCAGCUAUGUGAUUCUGUGCCUUUAGAAUCUAUUUUUCCUUUUCUAGUAAGUCACAUUUUUAUGAUUGAAUGAAUGAAGGGUUGAUACGUAUGACAGGAAAUUAUAAUGAAACCUCAAAUUAACUGGAAAAAAAUCAGCUGCCAUCCAGUUUGCACAGCAAGUAUUGUCUUACAACAAAUGUUGGCUCAAAAAGGAGUGUGUGAAUCUAUUCACACUUUCCCUGAAAAUGGAGACUACUUGUUACAUGUACUAAGGUGUUAAGCACAUAUACAAAAAUACACCACUUAAUUCCCUUUCUGAAAUAAAUAAUACAGUGAGGGGUUGUUUGGGGUUUUUUUUAGUAUACAGCAUUACUGUGAGUGGAAAUUUGAAGAGCUAGACUAAUAAAAAUUAUGUAUAUCAAGGGGAUAUGAUUGCAACCUAUGUGGCUGCAACACUGUUUUUUUGUUGUUGUUUGAAAUAUUACGCUCAUUGUUUAGUUGCCCAUUCAGUUUAACUUCAGGCUUGCAUCUACAUUGCCAGUUUUCUGCAUUGGAGCUCCACUGUGAUUCAUUAAUUUACCAAGUUACAAAUUUUUGGGGAUGUUCAGUGACGUAAAUGAUCUGAAGUAAGUCUUGGCUGAGCUGACUUGGAAAACAAGUGGAAUUUUUAUGUUUGUAACACUCGAAUUAACAAUUGUCUUAUUUUUUGUAUAAAUAUUUUUGACAAGCAGGGUGCGUUUAUAUAUAUGUAAACACUAUCAUUUGAAGAGUUUUCUGGCUUAUUUCCCUUGAAUUAAGUCUGAAGUCUAUGUUUCUUACCUAUUGGUUUCUUUCUUAUAGGUCAGUAUGAAAGACGACUUUUCUUUAUCCUGUCUUUUUUCUCCUAAACAAAAGUAACGAAACCUUUCUAGGAAGCAAAAUGUUUACUUUUUUUGUUUUUAAUUAAAUUAAUCAAAGGUAGCUUAAACAAAUGGAAGCAUGGAAAAGGAAGUCAAGCAACAGUGACAUUUAAGUACAAAUCAUUCCUUACCUAUGCAGCAGAAAUGUGCGGUUCCUUUGCUUGAUCAUAUGCAUUUCUGAAGCUUAACUCCAUACCUUUGUUUUAGAGAAAUAAAUGCAAGAAUUCAGUUUCAGUCCUAAGAUUCAUCUCCAAAUCUUUGGAGGUUGCUGUUUUGCGCAAGUGCUGUUUGGCAGUGCUUCUAAUAUAUACUCAAAGAAGUAAAUUACAGAAUAAUGAAGGGGAAGAAAACAGUAUUUAGGAAAGAAAGGACAAUCAAUCAGUGAGGGAAGACUUCAUUCCAGGAUGUUAAAAGAGUGCUGCAAACCACGAGGUUGACCAUAGAGUAGAGGACCAUAGUCAUAGGGCUGACUUGUUUUUUAUCUUCCUCAUGAUGUCUUGUUCCAGAUUCAAAACUUAUGCACCUCUUCCCAGCAGUACUUCAGCUUCUCCAGCUUCCCAUAUGUCAUUUAAUUAUGUGAGAUAGUGGUGAGAUAUUGAUAGGUUUGAGCUGAGUUCCAUGGCUGACAUUUGCUUAAACCAGAUACUAUUGUACUAAAUGUCUUUGCAGUAAUUGGAUCAGGCUACAAUGAAAUUAAUUCUUUGUGGACAUAUUAAGACCUGUUCAGAAGUUGAUCUUAGUCCAGUUGAAGUAUUCUAGAAGAUUAGUAUUAAUGACAUGUAUAUGUCCAGGAGGAAAUUAAGCUAUGGUGUGUAUACAGACAAUGUUACCAGACAGGUACAGUUUUCCCAAAUAAACUGUCAUAAACAUU